Messenger RNA from Symbiodinium necroappetens, 362 nucleotides. NCBI's taxonomy places the organism in Eukaryota, Dinophyceae, Suessiales, Symbiodiniaceae. The record is from the annotation of a GenBank genome assembly.
GCGUCACCUGUACAGUGUACAGCUGCAAAAGAGACUGGGUCAAAGGCUUUUGCUGGCUUUUCAGGCUGUUGGGCCCGAGUGGUACGGCUGGAGCAAGGGCACCCAUGAGGACAGAGACCGUCGAGGACCAGUCGCCGUCUGGGGUUUUGGCAAACCUCCGUGCCCGUAGAUUGGGGCUCCCGCUUCCUUUCGCAGCUGCUGCUCCGCUCCGUGCCGACGUUGGCUGGCCUUGGCGCAUGGAUUGGGGUGGCCACGACCCAGCGUCUCCUGUGGCAGAGAUGCACAUCAACUACCACAACACUGGCUGGGGCAUCAUGAUUUUCGUCUGCACCUCUGUCCUGUACCUCAUGUCGAAACGCUGA